CGCGCGCGCGUUCCCGGCGUCCCAAGCUUGCCAGGGCUUUGCACGAGAGUAACCUGACGGAGCCGCGGAUUGUACUGGAGAGAAUCCCACUCCUCCUCCUCCUCCCUCUACCUCAGCAUGGCGGCCCUGAGCAAGUCCAUCCCGCACAGCUGCUAUGAGAUCGGUCACACGUGGAACCCGUCAUGCUUCGGCUCUUACCUGCAGAUCACACAGGGCGCCAUGGAGGAGGCUUUCAAAAUCUACGCGCCGCUCUACCUGGUUGCAGCAAUCCUACGGAGGAAGAAUUUAGAUUACUACAUACACAAACUACUACCUGAACUAUUGCAAUCAACGUCCUUCUUAACCGCUAAUGGAAGCCUGUACAUUGCCUUCUUCUGCAUUCUAAGGAAACUGCUUGGAAGAUUCUACUUCUGGACGCCUGGAUUUGGUGCUGCCUUACCUGCUUCUUAUGCUGCUAUUCUGAUUGAAAGGAAAAGCAGGAGAGGACUGCUGACAAUUUAUAUGGCCAACCAGGCCACAGAGGCAUUGUUUCGAAUGGGCGUGACCAGGGGAUAUAUUAAGCCAAUAAGACACGGAGAGGUCCUUUUAUUUUGCAUGACGGCUGCGCUCUACAUGUUCUUUUUCAGGUGCAGGGAUGGCCUAAAAGGAUUUGCCUUUUCAGCUCUUAAGUUCAUUGUGGGAAAGGAAGAAAUCCCAGCACUUGCCUUAUUGCCGGAGAACACGUUUCCUCAUGCAGAGCAGCAGAGCCAAGAGCACAGAGGGGUCUCCAGGAGCAGCCUCAAGAAGCUCAUGGAUACAAUAUGCAAACAUGGACCAAGACACAGAUGUUGCAAACAUUAUGAAGACAACUGCAUCUCCUACUGCAUUAAGGGCUUUAUACGAAUGUUUAGCAUUGGUUAUCUGAUCCAGUGCUGCCUUCGCAUCCCGUCCACCUUCCGACACCUGUUUACAAAACCUUCCCGCUUGCUGUCCCUGUUCUACAAUAAGGAGAACUUCCAGCUGGGGGCUUUCCUCGGAUCUUUCGUCAGUAUUUAUAAGGGUACCAGCUGCUUCUUGCGUUGGGUUCGUAACUUGGAUGAUGAGCUUCAUGCACUUGUAGCAGGAUUUCUGGCUGGAAUAUCCAUGAUGUUUUACAAAAGCACCAGCAUUUCCAUGUACCUAGCGUCCAAACUGGUAGAGACAAUGUACUUCAAAGGCAUCGAGGCAGGAAAAUGUCCUUAUUUCCCACAUGCGGAUAGUGUUAUCUACGCAGUCUCUACGGCAGUUUGUUUCCAUGCGGCUGUUAUGGAAGUCCAGAAUUUGAGACCAUCCUACUGGAAAUUUCUUCUGAGGUUGACGAAGGGCAGGUUUUCACUGAUGAACAGGAAAGUCUUGGAUGUUUUUGACUCUGAAGCAUCUAAAACCUUCAACAAUUAUGUCCCUAAGUUGGAUCCAAGAUUCUGCAUUGUAAAUCCAGAGCUGCCUCUUGACUUAUCCUGAGAUCUGUUCAUAUGAAGCCUCCUGGUCGUCGAGACAAAUAAAUGAAGAAGCUCCAGGGCUUCUCUCCAGUAUUAAUUAAUUUGCCCCAACCAAUCCAAACAUGGCUUAAUUCUUGCUGAACCUCAUCCCAUCAGUAGAUUUAUAGAAUUGGAUAAACAGUAGAGACGGUGAUGACAAGGUCGACGUCACUCAGAAACACUGACCAUUGUGAAUGUUUCUGUGUGUUGGUGUCUUGAUCGCCAGUUAAUGAAAUACUCUAAUUUAGCAGAGUAAUUUAUGACGUAGACUGAAGAUUGUAUUGGUAAUUGAACUAAAAGCGAUGAUAACCUCUACAAAUGUCUUAAUUUGCCUCUCUGUAAAAGGGGAGCAUGUGAGCAACAUCCAGCUCUCUGUACAACCACAACAUUGAAUCCUGGUUAUAAUUCGGUUCCAAGUACCAUCAGUUAUAGACAUGGAGCACAUUUUUGGAAUUUCACUUUUUGGAUUAUGUAAUCAAAUUAAAAUGUGAAAGAA
This is a messenger RNA of Xenopus laevis (African clawed frog), 1992 nucleotides long. It is a transcript of the gene tmem135.S, whose product is annotated as transmembrane protein 135 S homeolog. The record is from RefSeq and is a predicted model, not a curated record. NCBI's taxonomy places the organism in Eukaryota, Metazoa, Chordata, Amphibia, Anura, Pipidae. The transcript is spliced from 15 exons. Bases 118 to 1479 code for a protein of 453 amino acids. Gene Ontology annotation, cellular component: endomembrane system.